AUGAGAUUGCCAAGUAACAGACAGUGUGCGACGGAAGGAGAUGGAAAGAAAAUGGACCAUGCUCCUCCGUUCAGAAACCCUUUUGUGCACGUCUUGAAAUUCACUCCACUGGAAAAGGCAAAGAUUGCAUUGAUGACAGUCACGCUGUUCCCCAUCCGUCUACUCAUAGCUGCAUUCAUGAUGUUGCUGGCCUGGCCUUUUGCCUUCAUUGCUUCAGUGGGAUGCUCUGAGACCACUGUUGAACCCCAGUGCCUCUGGAGAAGACUGGUGGACAUCAUUCUGAAAAUCAUCAUGCGGGUCAUGUGGUUUGCGGGAGGCUUCCAUUGGAUGACUGUGAAAGGGCGAAGGGCAUUGCCUACAGAAGCACCCAUCCUCACCCUGGCACCCCACUCUUCUUACUUUGAUGCCAUCCCAGUCACCAUGACAAUGUCCUCAAUUGUCAUGAAGGCUGAGAGCAAGGACAUACCUCUCUGGGGCACGUUGAUUAAGUACAUCAGGCCGGUGUUCGUCUCACGAUCAGACCAGAACUCCAGAAAGAAGACUGUGGAGGAGAUCAAACGCAGAGCCCACUCUGGAGGAGAAUGGCCUCAGAUCAUGAUUUUUCCAGAGGGAACAUGCACGAAUAGAUCCUGCCUAAUCACCUUUAAGCCAGGGGCCUUCAUCCCUGCUGUACCAGUACAGCCUGUGGUCAUUCGCUAUCCUAAUAAACUGGACUCAAUCACCUGGACGUGGCAAGGGCCAGGAGCAUUCCAUAUUUUGUGGCUGACACUCUGCCAGUUACACAAUGAAUUUGUGAUAGAGUUCCUUCCUGUCUAUACACCCUCAGAGGAGGAGAAGAAUAAUCCUGCACUCUUUGCCAUCAAUGUGAGACGUGUCAUGGCUAAAGCCCUGGGGGUACCCAUCACAGAUUAUUCAUUUGAAGACUGCCAGCUGGCCAUGGCAGAAGGCCAGCUGAGACUGCCAGUCGACACCUGUCUGCUGGAGUUUGCCAAGCUUGUCAGGAGACUGGGGCUGAAACCACAGAACCCCGAGAAGGUUUUGCAGGAGUAUGGGAACAGAGCCAGGAAGCUGGAGGGGCAGAAGCUGGAACUGGAAGACUUUGCUCACUUCCUCGAUGUGCCAGUUUCAGAUAUGUUGCGAGACAUGUUUGGUCUUUUUGAUGAGCAUGAAGAUAACAGAAUGGAUAUUAGAGAAUAUGUGAUAGCCCUAUCUGUUGUAUGCAGACCUGCCAAAACUCUGGAAACAAUGAAAUUGGCUUUUAAGAUGUUUGAAGCAGAGGAGGAUGGUGCCAUCACAGAAAGUGAGUUAGCAGUUAUACUUAAGACAGCUUUAGGAGUGAGUCACAUCAGCGUGUCACAUCUGUUUACCGCCAUCGAUGUGGACGACACAGGGAAGAUCACGUUUGACAAGUUCAGAAACUUUGUGGAGCACCACCCAGACUUUGCUGAGGACUACCUAUACACAGAAAACGCAGACCUCAACGGUGCUCUCUGCCAUGAACACCAAACCCAGCCCAACCUUUCCACACUGAACCUGCAAGGAACUGCCACCAGCAAGACUGCUAACGGUAUCUGUCCCGAAUUCAGCGACCAUGAUGGCACAAUAGAAGGACUCAAGAAACACAACUAAAAUGGUUUAAAAAAAUAAAUAAAUAAUUGGAUGGGGAAAACAAACCCCUCUCCUGGUGAGAGGGUUUUGUGUAGGGGGCAAAGAGUCAUUAAUUGCUGAAUAUUAAGGGACUAUAUUUCAUUAACCACAAGUACAAAAAUCAAGUUUACCUUACCCUUUUUUAAUUACUAUUGUAUCCAUGAAAUUUAUGAGAUUAUUUUCAGCCUGUCAACACUUUAUUUUGUUACUUUUUUUUCUUCAUAGUAAGAUUUGUCAAAAUGCCAAACAAUGGCUGUUUCAGUUCUAAUACUUGAAUACUUGAAGCGCAGGCACAUAUUAGGAUUUUUGGGGCAAAUUCAUUUCCCUCCAACAUAGUGUGGACUGUGCAUGUGUUUUUUUUUUUUUGUUUUGUUUUGUUUUGUUUUGUUUUUUAAACAAGGGAAGCUGAACAAAUUGAGCCCUGGACAGUGAACUUAUUUUUUUGUGUAUGUGAAAUCUGUAUUUGGUAAUCAUUUAUUUGUAACUUUUAUCCAUUAUCUCUCUUCAUGGUAGCUGCCUUUUGAAAGUGCAGAACACAUGGGCUCAUGUUCAUUUAAGCAGUGCUUAGGAUUAAUUGUUUUGUUUUUUGUUGUGUUUUUUUAAAAAAAAAAAAAAAAAAGGAAGGCCUGAGGGUACCAGUGACAACUGUUGACUGCUUGAAGAGUUCGGCUUCACUAGCCACAUUUGAGGUUAACUCGGGUCUCUGCACGUUGGUGGUUAUAACUGCUGUGAGCCUGUGUGUGUGUGCGCGUGUGUGUGUGUGUGCGCAUGUGUGCGCACAUAAAUACAAUAUUUGAUUUAGCUCAGGGUUCAGAGACAAAAUUGAAAAAAAUUGUAUGAUGUCAUAAUUUUUGGCGCUUAAUAGAUCAUUUGCAUGUACAUUUGACAACUUUUUUUUUCUUUCUUUCUUUUUUUUUUUUAAAUCACACUUGGACCAAAAAUGCAUUUGAUAAUUUCAUGUCACCCUCUAGGUUUGUACUGUCCUUUUGAGCUAGUUGUGUAAUGUUGAAAAGAGUGGAAGAACAUCACUGCAUGUGACCACUGAAGUGCAUCCUGUUAAGUAGGUCAGUUGGCUGUUUUAAAGGCAAGGGCGUAUUUCUGCAUUACACCUUUUUAAAAACUUAAUAAUCAUGCUUACCCUUUUAAGAGGAUAUUAUUGUCCAUGAUUGUUCUCUAAUAAGUUCCAGGAUGCAGUUUGCUCCUUAGUCAUCUGUAACAUUGUGCUUCAUUCUAAACUAGAUCCAAGCACCUUUGCAUUCAAUCACACUUGAGGGACCAGACUGCAGUUGAAAUGCCCACCUGUGGUUAUAUCUUUACCUCUUUGUCAAAGUUUUUUGUGAAAGGCAGCCACUCUGUGGUGAAUUGAUGUUUUCAGUUUGAUUACAAGGGACUGUUUUUGACUAAAUGUCUCCAGUAAGACAAAUGGUGAACAUGGACACUGGUUUUGGUUUCAUUGAAAUUAUUUUAGGGCACAUGGUUAUAAUGGAAAUAGUUUAAUGUUUAGCAGUCCCUCUGUACAUAUUACCAUCUAUCCAAAGUUGGGUACUUUGUCCAGAUUUUAAUUUGGGAAACAUAAUCAAAAUUAGGGAGGUGUGGGCGAUUUAUUUUUUUAAAACUCACAUUCCCAUCUCAUUUGUGACUUUUGCGUACUUUAUAUGUAUCCCAUUAUGGCUUUCAGUAAGCAAUAUUUCACAUCUCUUAAGCCUUCUCAAGAUGCUUUUGAAGAGUUCUUAUAUGUAUUUUGAAUAUUCCAAAUGCAGGACAUUUUGUGAAUUUUUCAUAUACGUAUAUGAAUGAUUUUUUUUUUCUUUUCUUUUCACUGCCAUGACAAAGAUCUGUGAUCUUCUCUCCUCUGCAGAUUUUAUUGAUGACAAAUGAGCCACUUUUUGUUCUCUUUUCUAUAAUAAGGCAGUUGUUUUGUGCUGUAUUCCUUCUACAUUAUGUAAGAUUUAUUGCUAUAUUACUACUAUUAGCGCUGAGUUGACUCCUUAGAAACAAAAUGCAGAUUUCAUAUGGAAACCAAUAGCCUUGAAUCUGUAGAAUUUUUAUGCGAAAAACGAGAAUGUAUAGACAAUCUUGUCACAAUCAGAAGCUUCUCAGUACUGAUCUCCAGUGGACAUUUUCCUAAGAAAUUAAGAUUUUCAGAGUUUGUUUUUUUUUUUUUCUCCUCCUUGUUUUGCUAAUGUUUGAAGUGUGCAGGUUGAACUAAGCAAAGUGUGAGUGUGUAAAUAUGUCAGGCCUUGAGGUGAGGUACCACCACAUGACGGGCCACAUCGUGCAAACACUCCAGACUGCACACACAAUGCAGACUUACAUUUAAUGUCACGACAAUCUUUUUGUAUUGUCGCCAUAGUGUUUUUCUCUUUUUUUUGUAUCGAUUUGUGCUUGCACUUUAGUAGCUUUUUUUAAUUUCACAUUACUCUGAAACGUUAUAUUUGUAGACAACAGUAUUGUA
This is a messenger RNA of Archocentrus centrarchus (flier cichlid), 4102 nucleotides long. Its product is annotated as lysophosphatidylcholine acyltransferase 1. Gene Ontology annotation, molecular function: 1-acylglycerophosphocholine O-acyltransferase activity; calcium ion binding; lysophosphatidic acid acyltransferase activity. The coding region runs from base 1 to 1629 and encodes 542 amino acids. The transcript is spliced from 14 exons. Gene Ontology annotation, cellular component: endoplasmic reticulum. The record is from RefSeq and is a predicted model, not a curated record. Lineage: Eukaryota; Metazoa; Chordata; Actinopteri; Cichliformes; Cichlidae.